AUGGCGGGCUUCGUGAGGGAGCUGGAGCGCCGGGCCGGGCCGGCGCUGCGCCUGGAGCAGCGGGCGGCCGGCGGCGUGGGCUGUGUGGUGUGGGACGCCGCGCUGGUGCUCGCCAAGUUCCUGGAGACCGGCGCUUUCCUCCUCGCCCGCCGCCACGUCCUGGAGCUGGGCGCGGGCACCGGGGCCGUCGGUAUCAUGGCAGCCACGUUGGGAGCGAACGUGACGGUCACAGACCUGGAGGAGCUGCAGGAGCUGUUGAUGGUUAAUAUCGAGAAUAACAAGCACCUGGUCACAGGGUCCGUCCGAGCCAAGGUACUGAAAUGGGGUGAAGAUGUAACAGAAUUUCAGCCUCCUCCCGAUUAUAUACUCAUGGCUGAUUGCAUUUACUAUGAGGAGUCCUUGGAGCCCUUGCUGAAGACCCUGAAGGACCUGACAGGCCCUGACACCUGUGUCCUGUGCUGCUAUGAACAGAGGACAAUGGGGAAGAACCCUGAAAUCGAGAGAAAAUACUUUGAACUGCUUCAGAGGGACUUUGAGCUGGAAAGAAUUCCCCUGGACAGGCACGACGAGGAGUAUCGGAGCGAAGACAUCCACAUCGUGAGCAUCCACAGGAAGCGGGCGAGUUUCCCAUCGUGAGGUCUUUGAAAGCCCAGGAUCUGUCCCCUGGCAGAGCCGUGGAGAAGAGGGGAUGGGAUAACCCCGCAGAGGAGGGACUGAGUGUCUGCGGUGUGGUUGUGACUCGUCCGCGCCGAGCAGAGGUGUCUGACGGCACCUUCCGCCCGGACUGCCGCGGGCUGGGCGCGCCUGCGGCCCGGGGAGGCGGGGAAUGGAGCCGGGGAGG
Hirundo rustica (Barn swallow) is the source of this 841-nucleotide messenger RNA. RefSeq names its product valosin containing protein lysine methyltransferase (gene VCPKMT). NCBI's taxonomy places the organism in Eukaryota, Metazoa, Chordata, Aves, Passeriformes, Hirundinidae. The record is from RefSeq and is a predicted model, not a curated record. Gene Ontology annotation, cellular component: cytosol; cytoplasm. The coding region runs from base 1 to 636 and encodes 211 amino acids. Gene Ontology annotation, molecular function: protein-lysine N-methyltransferase activity. Gene Ontology annotation, biological process: peptidyl-lysine methylation. The transcript is spliced from 6 exons.